AUGGUUAAGAGAGUGCUCGCUGCGUUACAAGUUGGGUCAGAAAAGACUACCAAAGAAACGCUUGAUAAGAUCUUGAGUUAUGAACAAGAAUUAAAACAAGCUAAUGUCGAUUUAUUAGUCAUACCAGAAGCUACAUUAGGUGGGUAUCCCAAGGGCUCUACGUUUGGUUCUCAUUUGGGAUACAGAUUACCAUCAGGUCGAGAAGAAUUCCUCAACUAUUUCAAACAAUCAAUCACCAUACCUGGUCCAGAAACGCAAAUUUUGGAAACUUUCUCCACUCAGAUCAACGCUACAAUUGCUAUUGGAGUAAUUGAAAAUGGAGGGUCAACAUUGUAUUGCACCAUAGUUUACAUUGACCCUAAAUUGGGCUACGUUGGAAAACAUCGUAAAUUAAUGCCCACUGCCAGUGAACGAUUAGUUUGGGGUCAAGGUGACGGGUCGACCAUUCCAGUUAUUGAAAGUAAGAUAGGUAGGAUUGGUGGUGCUAUAUGUUGGGAAAACUAUAUGCCAUUAUUACGACAAUGUUACUACUCCAAGGGAAUUGAUGUAUGGGUAGCACCCACUGUUGAUAUGAGAGAAAUUUGGCGGUGUUCAAUGAGAACUUUUGCUUAUGAAGGGAGAAAUUUUUUGGUUAGUGCUGUACAAUUCCAACCAGCAUUGGCUAACGAAGAGGAUACCCCGGCAGGAUGGCCCAAAGGCGAGAAUUUGAUAAACGGAGGUAGUGUAAUUAUUAAUCCAAUGGGUGAUGUGAUUGCUGGUCCAUUGAUUGGUAAAGAAGGUUUGUUGACUGCUGAGAUUGAAACUGAUGAUACUAUUAGAGCUAGAUUUGAUUUGGAUCCUGCAGGACAUUAUUUUAGAGGUGAUGUUUUCAAGUUAAUUGUUGAUGAAACAUCGAGUGACGUUGAAUUUGUCAAUGACAAGAGUUGA
Molecule: messenger RNA, 927 nt
Organism: Lodderomyces orthopsilosis Co 90-125
Lineage: Eukaryota; Fungi; Ascomycota; Pichiomycetes; Serinales; Debaryomycetaceae
Product: carbon-nitrogen hydrolase family protein
Exons: 1
Coding region: 1-927 (308 amino acids)
Molecular function (GO): catalytic activity
Source: RefSeq, a predicted model, not a curated record